Salvelinus fontinalis (brook trout) is the source of this 2116-nucleotide messenger RNA. Its product is annotated as transportin-2-like. Gene Ontology annotation, biological process: protein import into nucleus. The transcript is spliced from 16 exons. Gene Ontology annotation, molecular function: nuclear import signal receptor activity; small GTPase binding. Bases 110 to 2101 code for a protein of 663 amino acids. The record is from RefSeq and is a predicted model, not a curated record. Gene Ontology annotation, cellular component: nucleus; cytoplasm. NCBI's taxonomy places the organism in Eukaryota, Metazoa, Chordata, Actinopteri, Salmoniformes, Salmonidae.
GUGGGUCCUACAGAAUCGGCGUGUUCGUUUCAAACCUGUAGUACAAGAGAGGACGAGCACGAGAAAGAAGCUUCCCCGUCGAGAAACUUCAGUCUACAAAUCAACAUUGAUGGAGUGGCAGCCGGACGAACAGGGACUCCAGCAGGUCCUCCAGCUCCUCAAGGACUCCCAGUCCCCCAACACGGCCACACAGAGAGCUGUGCAACAAAAACUUGAACAGCUCAACCAGUUCCCUGACUUCAACAACUAUCUCAUCUUUGUGCUCACAAGACUGAAAACUGAAGAUGAACCCACUCGUUCUCUGAGUGGUCUGAUCCUGAAGAACAAUGUGAAGGCCCACUACCAGAACUUCCCCCCGGCCGUGGCUGACUUCAUCAAGCAGGAAUGCCUCAACAACAUAGGCGACCCGUCGCCCCUCAUCCGCGCCACCAUCGGUAUCCUGAUCACCACGAUCACUUCCAAAGGGGAGCUGCAGACGUGGCCAGAGCUGCUUCCCCAGCUGUGUAACCUGCUCAACUCUGAGGACUACAACACCUGCGAGGGCUCGUUUGGCGCCCUGCAGAAGAUCUGCGAGGACUCGUCGGAACUGUUGGAGAGCGACGCGCUCAACCGCCCGCUCAACAUCAUGAUCCCGAAGUUCCUGCAGUUCUUCAAGCACUGCAGCCCUAAGAUCAGAUCUCAUGCCAUCGCCUGUGUGAACCAGUUCAUCAUCGGCAGAGCCCAGGCCCUGAUGGACAACAUCGACACCUUCAUCGAGAGCCUGUUUGCGCUGGCUACAGACGAGGACUCUGAGGUGAGGAAGAACGUGUGCCGGGCUCUGGUCAUGCUGCUGGAGGUCCGUAUCGACCGGCUCAUCCCUCACAUGCACAGCAUCAUACAGUACAUGCUGCAGCGCACACAGGACCCGGAUGAGAACGUUUCUCUGGAGGCCUGUGAGUUCUGGCUCACCCUGGCUGAGCAGCCCAUCUGCAAGGAGGUGCUCUCUGGACACCUGGUGCAGCUCAUUCCUAUCCUGGUGAAUGGCAUGAAGUACUCUGAGAUAGACAUUAUCCUGCUGAAGGGUGAUGUGGAGGAAGACGAGGCUGUGCCGGACAGUGAGCAGGACAUCAAGCCCCGCUUCCACAAGUCUCGCACCGUCACCCUGCAGCACGAGGGAGGAGAGGGCGAGGAGGGGGAGGACAUCGAUGAAGACGACGACGAUGAUGACGAUACAUUAUCUGACUGGAACCUACGCAAGUGUUCGGCGGCGGCGCUGGAUGUGCUGGCCAAUGUGUUCCGGGACGAGCUGCUGCCUCACCUGCUGCCCCUGCUCAAGGGCCUUCUCUUCUCCCCUGACUGGGUCAUCAAGGAGUCUGGCAUCCUGGUGCUGGGGGCCAUCGCUGAGGGCUGUAUGCAGGGAAUGGUGCCCUACCUUCCGGAGCUCCUCCCCCACCUCAUUGCGUGCCUGUGUGACAAGAAGGCCCUGGUGCGCUCCAUCGCCUGCUGGACUCUGUCCCGCUACGCCCACUGGGUGGUCAGCCAGCCCCCAGACUCCCACCUCAAACCCCUGAUGACCGAGCUGCUCAAGAGGAUACUGGACGGCAACAAGAGGGUGCAGGAGGCCGCCUGCAGUGCAUUUGCCACCCUGGAGGAGGAGGCGUGUACAGAGCUGGUCCCCUACCUCAGCUUCAUCCUGGACACGCUGGUGUUCGCCUUCGGCAAGUACCAACACAAGAACCUGCUCAUCCUCUACGACGCCAUCGGAACGCUCGCCGACUCCGUAGGACAUCACCUCAACCAGCCUGAGUACAUCCAGAAGCUGAUGCCUCCCCUCAUUGCCAAAUGGAAUGAGCUGAAGGACGAGGACAAGGAUCUCUUUCCACUUCUGGAGUGUCUGUCGUCGGUGGCCACGGCCCUGCAAAGUGGCUUCCUGCCCUACUGUGAGCCUGUCUACCAGCGCUGUGUAACCCUAGUACAGAAGACCCUCGCUCAGGCCAUGGUAAGAACCUAUAGAGCUCGACAGCUUGUUGUUCUAAAAACUGGAUAUGAGUUACCUCGUGUAACUCAGUCGGUUAAUGACAUGACCUUUAUGAAUUAUGAAGCUUUUUUGUGCUUGUUUUGAUUACAUUAAUAGUUC